This is a messenger RNA of Sphaerodactylus townsendi, 783 nucleotides long. Its product is annotated as granzyme A-like. Lineage: Eukaryota; Metazoa; Chordata; Lepidosauria; Squamata; Sphaerodactylidae. The coding region runs from base 1 to 783 and encodes 260 amino acids. The transcript is spliced from 5 exons. Gene Ontology annotation, biological process: proteolysis. Gene Ontology annotation, molecular function: serine-type endopeptidase activity. The record is from RefSeq and is a predicted model, not a curated record.
AUGGACCUUCGGUCGACAUUAUCCUUCUCCGCUGCCAUUAUUUUUCUCACAGUGCACAGAGGUCAUUGCACAAGUAUCAUUGGAGGGAAGGAAUCAGCUGCACAUUCAAGACCCUAUAUGGCUGCCUUAAUGAGCGGCAAACAUUUAAUUUGUGGAGGAACUUUGAUCCAAGGAAACUGGGUGCUAACUGCAGCUCACUGUUCUAUAGAGAAUGGAACAACUAUUAUCCUUGGUGCUCACUCAUUAUCCAAAAAUGAGCCAGAGAAGCAGAUUUUUGAAAUUACCAGAGUGUGUGGCCACCCGAAGUAUAACAAAAAAACCAAGGAAAAUGACAUUAUGCUUUUAAAGCUUAACAGAAAAGCAAAGAUGACUCGAGCUGUAAAAAUCAUGAAGAUGCCCAGAAGUUAUGAUGAUAUGAAGGCAGGAACUCGAUGUCUAGUGACUGGAUGGGGAAUUACUGAAAAUGGAGGGAAAGGACCUGAUACACUGCAUGAAGCUGAAGUCACCAUCAUAUCCAGAGACGUCUGCAACGACAAGAACCACUAUGAUGACAUAGCUGUGAAAAAGAGCAUGGUGUGUGCUGGUGGUGUCAAAAAGAAAAGGACCGAUACAUGUAAAGGUGACUCUGGUGGGCCUUUAAUAUGUGGAGGAAUACAAAGAGGCAUCACUUCUUUUGGUCGAAGAGGAAAAUGUGCUGAUCCCAAGUACCCGGGUGUCUAUACUCGUCUCACAAAGGACUAUCUUGAAUGGAUUAAAAAAAUCAUGGGGGAAAAUCUAGACUGA